AUAAAUAUUCCAUCCUUCAAUCUCCACUUUUCACCACCAUGGAAACUUCCCAAAGCUCUCUUCUCAUUCUCAUGCACUGAGAAAAAUAAACAAUGGGAAAAGCUACAAGGUGGCUGAAGAGCUUGUUCGGGAUAAAGAACUCGAAUUCCGGUGAACGGAAAGAAAAGAAACGGUGUAACAUCGGCCAUUCAGGGCGGGACUCGAGCGGCGGAUUAUGUCACGACCCUACAACGAUCCCACCUAAUAUGUCGCCGGCCGAGGUUGUGUGGCUAAGGUCGUUGUACAAUGAAACGGAGAAAGAGCAGAGUAAGCAAGCAAUUGCGGUGGCGGCCGCCACGGCAGCUGCAGCAGAUGCGGCUGUGGCUGCUGCUCAGGCGGCAGUGGCGGUGGUGAGGCUGACGAGUCAUGGCAGAGGGACCAUGUUUGGCGGUGGACAUGAAAAAUGGGCUACUGUUAAGAUUCAGACCGUCUUCAGAGGGUAUCUGGCUCGAAAAGCAUUACGAGCCCUGAAAGGAUUAGUGAAGAUUCAAGCCCUUGUUAGAGGAUAUUUAGUGAGAAAACAAGCUUCAGCUACACUACAAGGCAUGCAGGCACUGAUAAGAGCUCAAGCUACAGUCAGGUCCCAAAGAGCUCGGAAAUCAAUGGAGAGAUUUGAUGAUACAACAAGUGAACAUUCUGUUUCUUUCCAUAGUAGAAGAUUCUCAGCUUCUCUUGAUACUUCAUUUAACAUUGAAGGAAGUCCCAAAAUUGUGGAGGUCGAUACAGGCAGGUCGAAAUCGAGAUCCCUAAAGACCAACACUACCGUAUCGGAUUUCAGCGACGAUGUCCCGUUGUCUUCUCCAUUUUCUGCUCGAGUUCCGACCCGUUCAUCAGUGCCGUUUCAAGAGACCGAUUGGGGAUUAACCGGAGACGAAUGCAGGUUCUCGACCGCACAAAGUACGCCUCGGUUAGCCCCGGUUACUCCAGCCAAGAGCGUGUGUGCCGAUAACUUUUUCGCACACUACGGGAACUUCUUCCCUAAUUACAUGGCGAAUACAAAAUCGUUCAAGGCUAAGUUGAGGUCACAUAGUGCCCCGAAACAACGGCCGGAACCGGGGCCUAAGAAGCGGCUUUCGCUCAACGAAAUGCUGGAAUCUAGAUGUAGUUUGAGUGGUGUUAGGAUGCAGAGAUCAUGCUCACAAGCUCAAGAAGCUAUCAGUUUCAAGAAUGCAGUGAUGGGGAAGCUUGACAGAUCCUCGUAUGAUUUGGCAAAAGAUCUUGAGAGCAACUGUUUGCAGAGGAAAUGGUGAUGCUGUAAUUCAAAUCUUAUUGUUAUCUCAAGGAAUUUGCCUUGUUGUCGAUGAAAUGAAAUUGCAAUUGUUGAA
Messenger RNA from Hibiscus syriacus, 1364 nucleotides. Its product is annotated as protein IQ-DOMAIN 14-like. The transcript has 3 exons. Bases 93 to 1289 code for a protein of 398 amino acids. Gene Ontology annotation, molecular function: protein binding. The record is from RefSeq and is a predicted model, not a curated record. Lineage: Eukaryota; Viridiplantae; Streptophyta; Magnoliopsida; Malvales; Malvaceae.